GAAACUUUUUCAACAAUAAUUACGAGGAAUAUCUUUUAAGACUUUUCCUCCGGAAAUAAAUUUGAAUUAUUAUUUUCAAUCCCAUUUUUUGUGCCAAAUAAAAUUGUGAUCAGUGCAGGAAAACGUCAACUAAGUAAUAGAAAGGGGUAUUGCAAUUUGCUCUAUGAGAAACAGACAUGAUAUGACCUUCCCGUUGAAAAUGCCUGCAGUCUACCUUACUGAUUUUAUUCGUGUUUUUACUACAUGAAUUAACUAAAAAAGUCCCUCCACUCAUCCAGUUGUACUUAAAUUGUUGAAAUCUUAUCCAUCUCACUUAAUUUGAAUCCUUCGGUCUUGAAAUGUUCAUGUUUUCUGGCAUUAGUUUUUUUUUCAAUCAUCGCAAUAUAAUUAAUCUUAACUACAUCAUAUUUCUAAUCAAAACCAACGCCUUUAUUUAUCUUUCUUUUCUUACAGAGAGAAUAAAUUAUAGAAGAGAUAUUUCAUUUAGAGGUAUGUUUUUUCUUAAAAACGUAUAAUACAAAAUUUAAAUAUAAAAAAAGAAAUUUCAUCAGGUCAUCUUUAAAAUAACGUUUCUUUUCCCUCUCCCGACUAAUGGUAAAUUAUUGGGUCAAUGGGUACAUGGAGAUGGGCAAUUCAUUUUUUCCCGGAAAUUUCACUAUAUUUGUUGGCGGAAUAAGACAAUUCAAAAGGAAAACAAAAUAUCCUGUCCUAGAAUGUAAAAAAAAAACGUUUUAAGCCGGCCAGUUCUAGUAAGUCAGUUGGGAGAGCGCAGCCAAAUAUUUUGAAAGAUAUCUCAUUACUCGUAUCGUUCUUUAAUACAUGACCUUAUAUUCUCUAUUUGCUUGUAGAAAUUCAAAGCAUUCAGACGCCAUGUUUGGUCUGUUUUGCCUUUCUGUUUUAUUUGCAACAUCUUUCAAAGUGGAAUCUCUGGAAUGUUCGUCAGACCAAAGAUGUAGAUGUCAAAACUAUCAAGGACAACUGUGGGCAAAUUGUGAGAACCUUAAUCUAACAACGACACCGUCUUUCAACAAUAACGUCACAGGAAUAAAUCUUGCAAGAAACAGUCUUUCAACAUUUCCAGAAAGUCUUCCUAGGGGAAUACAGUAUCUAGAUUUAUCUGAAAACAUACUGCAAAAAAUGGAUACAGUGUCAUUGGGCAACUAUAAAAACUUGAGAAAUAUAAGUGUUUCUAGCAAUAAACUUAGGUCUAUUGAGCUCGGUGCUUUUGAGAACUCCCCAAACAUUCUACAUCUUGAUAUUUCAAAUAAUCAGGAAUUAACUAUAGAAGUUAUUGUUAAUGUAUCGAGUGACUUACGAAAUUCUACUUCAAUUCGAGUUCUAAAUUUUGAAAAAUUACAAUGCACCUACGGUGUCAGUUUCAAUCUCAUGAAAUAUCAUACUGUUUUUCUCAGGCACACAAAACUAGACGAACUGAAUUUGGCGUCAAAUCGCAUCAACAGUCUUGAAACAGGAGUUAUAACAGAAUUACCAAAGUCUCUCAAACAUCUAAAUUUGGCGAAUAACAUUCUGAGUUUUGGAUUUUAUUUGGCGGAGUUUGGCGAUUUGCCAAAUGUAGUCAGCAUAAAUGUGAGUUUUCAAGCUUCUUUCCGUCAAGUGCUAACAACAGAAUUUUUGAUAAACUGUAAUGAUACCAGAGCAGUCGGCAAAAGGCUUACAGAACCAAAUGAUAUUUUGACUAAGAGCCCUAAAUUAUCAUUAUCCUUGAAAAGAAAAUACAAUAUUAGUAUAUUUUGGCCACGAAAUCUUAAAAUCCUUUAUUUCCAUGACAAUUUGUACAAAUUUACCCUACAGGAUUAUGUUUUCAAGACGGCUCACAUGUUGACACGUAUCUACAUGCAAAAUAAUAUCAUUUACGAAUUGAACGGUCCUAUAAUUGGAUUCGAAAGUGUGGAAUAUAUAGAUUUCUCUAAUAAUUUCUGCAGUUAUAUCUCACCGAAUUUCUUUCAGUAUUUUAGAAAUUUAUCUUAUCUCAACCUCUCUCAUAAUGCAUUGGGUGAAAAUUUAGAAAUGGAUGAGAAUGGAGAAAUUUUUCAAUAUCUUCGUAUGUUGACCACUUUGGAUUUAACUAGGAACAGAAUUGUUUCUCUUCCGGAUAAAAUUUUCCGUAAUCUGAAUAAAUUGGAAAAUCUUAAUGUAAGCUAUAAUUCUUUGAAUAAGUUUUCGAUACCUAUAAAUCAUAUGACAAAUCUAUCAAAUUUAGACCUCUCAAAUAAUCAGUUAUCAUAUUUGAAUACGGAAACAAGAAAGGCAUUAGAUUCAGUUUCACAAAGAAGAGAAAUCUCUGUGAAUUUGAAAGGUAACAGAUUAAGAUGCAAUUGUGAAAACUUGGAAUUUAUAAAGUGGAUGGAGUUUUCAAAAAAUAUCAAAUUUCUGUAUUUCCAUAACUAUUCUUGUGUUUUCUUAAAUUCAUCAAACAUCCAUUUUUCUGACAUUGAAAAUCUACUUCAAACUUUGGAGAAACAAUGUUUUUCUUAUACUCUUCUUAUCGUGAUUAUGACGUCAUUAAUAAUCGUUGCCUUGACAACCACUCUCAGUCGCAUUCUUUAUAGAUAUAGGUGGAAAUUAAGAUAUAUGUAUUAUGUUGCAAGGGAAAAGUACAAAGACGAUGAACUACGUAACCGGAAAUAUCAUGGAAAAGAGUAUCACUUUGAUGCCUUUGUGUCGUAUGCUGAAAGUGACCGACAGUUCGUUAUUUCCUUAGUGAAGUUCCUCGAAGAUAAAAGCGACUUGAGGCUGUGUAUACAUCAUCGGGAUUUCAUCCCAGGGACAGGAAUUGAAGAUAACAUCACAAACGCCAUUCAUAACAGCAGACAAACUGUUUGUAUUAUGACGUCACAGUUUUUAGAAUCAUACUGGUGUAUGUUUGAACUGAACAUGGCUCGCAUGGAAUCUAUAUAUUCCCGAAAUGGUGAAAAUGUUCUUUUUCUUGUGGCUCUCGAGGAAAGUGCAAUGAAGAAAUUACCACUUUCUUUAAUGGACCUGAUAGAAUCAAAAUCAUAUUUAGAAUUCCCGGAGGGAGGGGACGUGGAGGAAGUAACAGCCUUCAGAUCGAACUUAAAGAGACACCUAAAUCGUAGGACAAUGGCUUCAGACACUUAAAUGAUUCGAGGUUAAGAUAACGAACAGCAAUCGAUCUAAUAAUCUUUCCAAACCUAUUAGUAGCAUCUGUUCCAAAACAACAUACACUAUCAUAGUUAUGCUGGUGAUUCUAAAGCUUACUUUGUCUUUUAACCUAGGGACAUGUGGAAUAACACUGUUUUGAGACUUUUGAGACACUGAAUGUGCACCAAAACGCUGAAACUAAACGAGAAUAAAACAGAUUUUAUAGUUUUUAAUCCUAUACAUCAAAUAAAAGAAUCUCCAUUGUAUCAUCUGAACUUUAGUUGCACCGGCAUUAGUGAGACAAGCAGCGUAAAGUACCUCGGUGUAUGGUUUGAUAGGUAUCUCAGCAUUCAAAAGCAAAAUACGUCCAUUCCUCGUGCAUGCUACUUCAAUCUAAGGAACAAUGGUAGAACACGACCGAUGAUUACAGAGAAUGCUUGCAAGAUCAUAGUCUGUGCACUUGUGGCCUCCAGGCUCGACUAUGCUAAUGAUUCACUUUAUGGCACAAAUGAAACCGAUCUAGCCAAACAGCAAUGAAUAUAGCGGCACGUUGUAUUACCCGUACCCGUACCCGUAUUACCCGUACCAAGAGGAUGGAGAACAUUAUUUUUUAUUCUUUAUUUUUCUCGAGAAUUUAUUAUCGCGAAAUGACAACAUCAAAGCGCGAGAAUAAUUUUUCUUAAAUGGAAGGUUGAUCAAUAGAAUUUACAUUGAUUUCAGCACAAAAAAAAAAAUAGAGCAAGUAAUUUGAUUUUGCAAGCGAUGCUUCUCGCGAAAUUGCACGAUAAUUAAUUCCUUGCGUAUAUAAUUAAGAAUUUACAGUACUAUCAUUCUCAAGCCUUUGCAUUGGCUACCAGUUGUUAAACACGUCCAAUACAAAAUUCUUCUUUAUACAUACAAAGUUAAUUAGAACAUGGCACCGAGAUACAUUGAAAACCUCACCAACAUCUAUCGACCUGGACGUUCCCUAAGAUCAACAAGCCAUCAGACACUGCUAAGACCGUAAAACCGAACUUCUAUUAAA
Saccostrea cuccullata (small rock oyster) is the source of this 4147-nucleotide messenger RNA. Its product is annotated as toll-like receptor 4. Gene Ontology annotation, cellular component: plasma membrane. The coding region runs from base 820 to 3120 and encodes 766 amino acids. Gene Ontology annotation, molecular function: protein binding; transmembrane signaling receptor activity. The record is from RefSeq and is a predicted model, not a curated record. NCBI's taxonomy places the organism in Eukaryota, Metazoa, Mollusca, Bivalvia, Ostreida, Ostreidae. Gene Ontology annotation, biological process: toll-like receptor signaling pathway; immune response; inflammatory response. The transcript has a single exon.